AUGGCUGCGACUUCUCGAGCCGUCUUCCACCUCCUCCCGCUCCUCCUCCUCCUCCUCGUUACAUCAGCGUCUGCUGCGCGCCGCCCGCCGCCAACCAAGGCGCAGAUCAAGGCAGAGGUGUCGCGGAUGGCGAAGCGGCUGCUGCAGCGCUACCCGCAGUACUCCAAGUUCUCAAAGGACUUCAACAAAUACGUCAACCUCGCCAGUCGGUUCUGCUCCCUGACUCCUCCUCCCUGUUUCGUCCUCCCUGCUUCCUCCUCCCUGCCUCAUUCUCCCUGUCUCAUUCUCCCUGCAUCAUUAUCUCUUGCUUCCUCUCUUUUCCUGAACUCCAAGUACAACUUCUCAGCACUUGCUGACGCCACCCUCCUCAUUCCCAGCAACACAGCGGCAGAGGCGCUUUCCAAGAGGCUUCCUUUCACAACCAAGAACAUUCCCAGGGCCUACAACGUCACAGCCUAUCACGUCAUUGCAAAACGUUUCGUCCUGCCCAAGAUCAAGGCCAUGCGGGCAGGCCAGCCACUGCCAACCCAGCUGCGACAGGCUCUCUACAAGCUGACCGGCAGGAACGGCAGUGUGGUGAUGAUCACUGUGCUGCUGGCUGUGGGAGGGGGAGGUGGUGGGGUUGUGGCGAGCAGGGUGGUGAUUCAUGGCGUGGACCGUGUCUUGCUGCCUUGA
Molecule: messenger RNA, 675 nt
Organism: Closterium sp. Naga37s-1
Lineage: Eukaryota; Viridiplantae; Streptophyta; Zygnematophyceae; Desmidiales; Closteriaceae
Source: the annotation of a GenBank genome assembly